UAUUGGUAACGCUACCUUAACUUUAAAAACCAUUUCGCUGGUGGGGGGAUCAAAAAUAACUAUUAGUAGAAUGCUUAAUGCUUAUCAAAAGCUCAAAAGGUAGUACUUUCUUAUCAAAUUGUUCAAUUUAUUCGUUGUUACAGUGAAAUUUGCAGAUGCAUUGAAAACAAUAACAAGUUUAAAUUAUAGUGCAGUGACUCAUAAUACGAAUUAUACGAGAAAUUAUUUUAAAAAUUAUUGUUAUGUUGAUUCAUGAUUAUGCUCUAGCUAUAAAUAUUUAAGAUUUAGAUUGAUGCAUAGUGCAUAUGCAAUUGAUGGGCAUGACAUUUGAACUCAAAAUAUUACCAUGAUAUUUACAUAAAAGUGUAUCGUGCAUUAUACUUCUUUAUACAUUGAAUUUUGUACCUGUUUAAUAUUGUUAACAUCCAGCCGUGAAUCAAGGGUUUGUAAGACUUUCAUGUUCUAAAAAUGUUCACAAAUAUAGAUGAACGAAUAUUUAAACAAUCUAAAUUAGCUGUAGCUAGAAAUCUUUUCGAUGUGGAAGUACCCCAUAGGAUAGGAAGUUAUGACAGGUUCAUCCCUUAUAGAGCAAAUAAUAACUGGGAAACGAGCUUUGCUACUAUACCAGACCCAAGUAAGAACACACAGACUGGUAAAAAGGCACGAGAGACUGGUGAGAACGCUAGAGACAGUUCAGUGUAUAAUAUUUUAUUGAGAAAUGAACUACUUGGUGAGAGCAUAGAAGAUGUGAAGUCUCAGUGUGACGAGAGACAAGCUUUAACUCCUGUUAAAAGUAGAAAUUUAUUUAAAUAUGGCACUCCAACUAAGAACGAUAAAACGCCUAUAAAAGCGCAAUCUAGUCCGUAUUCUCUAUCCCCUCUUAGUACAAGUAGUCAAAGGUUACUUAGAUCUCCGCAUAAAGCAACUAGAAAAAUAUCUAGGAUUCCAUUCAAAGUGCUGGACGCUCCUGAAUUGCAAGACGAUUUCUACCUUAACCUAGUUGACUGGUCCGUUCAGAAUGUCCUCAGCGUUGGACUCGGUAGCUGCGUAUAUCUUUGGUCAGCUUGCACCAGCCAGGUAACGAGGUUAUGUGAUCUAUCCAGUGACGGGAAUGUUGUUACUUCUGUAGCAUGGAGCGAACGAGGCCAUCUAGUGGCCGUAGGUACACAUAUAGGUUACGUUACGGUAUGGGACGUAGCAGUAAAUAAACAAGUAAACAAAUUGAUGGGACACACAGCCAGAGUUGGAGCGCUAGCUUGGAACGGUGACGUACUCAGUUCCGGAAGCAGGGAUAGGCUGAUUUUGCAAAGGGAUACUAGAACACCACCCAAUGUCACUGAGCGGCGGCUCGUUGGCCACCGUCAAGAAGUCUGCGGUCUCAAAUGGUCGCCUGACAACCAAUACCUCGCUUCAGGAGGCAACGACAACCGUCUGUACGUUUGGAAUAUGCAGUCACUCUCGCCCGUACAAACUUACACCGACCAUUUGGCAGCUGUCAAAGCCAUAGCAUGGUCGCCCCAUCACCACGGGUUAUUAGCUUCUGGAGGAGGGACAGCCGAUAGGUGUAUUAGAUUCUGGAACACUUUGACUGGUCAACCAAUGCAGUGCGUGGAUACUGGUUCCCAAGUCUGCAACCUGGCUUGGUCGAAACACAGCUCUGAACUAGUUUCGACACACGGUUAUUCGCAAAAUCAAAUCCUCGUAUGGAAAUAUCCGAGUCUUACGCAAGUAGCGAAACUGACUGGCCAUUCGUACAGAGUACUCUAUCUAGCUCUGUCUCCAGACGGAGAAGCCAUAGUGACAGGCGCCGGCGAUGAAACGCUCAGGUUUUGGAAUGUCUUUAGCAAGGCCCGAUCUCAAAAAGAGACUAGAUCGGUUCUGAGUUUGUAUACUGGCAUACGUUAAAAUUUUAUUGUAUAUACAGAGUGAGACUAAUGUAUGAAACGCUCCAAUUAUUUUGGAAACGACUUCUACGAUAUUUCUGAUUUUUGGAGGAUAUGUAAUACGGUCGAUCUUCAAGUGGUAUUCACGUUGUUGUCAUAUCUUCCGUUUUUCCGAAAAUAUAACCUUUGUUAUUUCAAAAUCUAACAUGAGUUGGAAAUUAUUACAUUUAGGUAUAGGAAACAUUAACAAAGUCAUUAUAUUUUCGGAAAAAUGAAAGUUACCACUUGAAAAUAGGCCACAUUAUAAAUCUCCCA
Psylliodes chrysocephalus is the source of this 2198-nucleotide messenger RNA. The record is from the annotation of a GenBank genome assembly. Lineage: Eukaryota; Metazoa; Arthropoda; Insecta; Coleoptera; Chrysomelidae.